AUGACAUCCUCAACAGCAGCAACUGACAACCGAAUGCAUAGAGGAACUUACAUGGUGGAAGAACAACUUAAUCUAUUAGAACGGCAAGAGUAUUCUUCCUCAAACACCUCAACAAACGGUCUAUGUCGACGCCAGCAACAGUGGAUGGGGCUGCAGCAUACAGCACAACAACAACAACAACAAACAAACCGCAUUUGGUCAUUGGACUCAUCAAAAAGCACAAAUGUCGACCAAUUGGAGAGAACUCAAAGCAGCAUUUCUUGCACUGAAAACCUUUCCGGAUCUUCACAGCAUGCGGAUCCUGAUUGUAAUAAAUUGGUAGUGUGA
Mucor mucedo is the source of this 327-nucleotide messenger RNA. RefSeq lists its product as uncharacterized. NCBI's taxonomy places the organism in Eukaryota, Fungi, Mucoromycota, Mucoromycetes, Mucorales, Mucoraceae. The coding region runs from base 1 to 327 and encodes 108 amino acids. The transcript has a single exon. The record is from RefSeq and is a predicted model, not a curated record.